This is a messenger RNA of Oreochromis aureus, 1132 nucleotides long. Its product is annotated as deoxyribonuclease-1. The record is from RefSeq and is a predicted model, not a curated record. Gene Ontology annotation, biological process: DNA catabolic process. Gene Ontology annotation, cellular component: nucleus. The coding region runs from base 133 to 987 and encodes 284 amino acids. Gene Ontology annotation, molecular function: DNA nuclease activity. The transcript has 9 exons. NCBI's taxonomy places the organism in Eukaryota, Metazoa, Chordata, Actinopteri, Cichliformes, Cichlidae.
CCCCAGCACACUGCAGUCACAUGCACCUGCAGGUAGAUAAAAACCUCAAAACAGACACUGUUCGCCAUUCUGCUCAGAAGCCUUUCAGGAGCAUUCAGAAGGUUGAUUCAAGAGUUCAAGCCACUCCUUACCAUGCAGACAUACAGGAGCAGGAUGCAUUUGGUGUGCAGUUUGGGGCUUUUUCUGACCUUGCUGCAUCUUUCCAACUCGCUGCUGCUGGGAGCCUUUAACAUCAAAUCCUUCGGGGACACCAAAGCCUCCAACGCCACUCUGAUGAACAUCAUUACCAAGAUUGUCAAACGCUAUGACGUCAUUCUGAUCCAAGAGGUCAGAGACAGCGAUCUCUCAGCGACCCAAACACUCAUGAAUUAUGUCAACAAAGAUUCUCCUCAGUACAAGUACAUUGUCAGUGAGCCUCUCGGUGCGAGCACCUAUAAAGAGCGAUAUCUCUUCCUGUACAGAGAGGCGUUGGUAUCUGUGGUAAAAAGCUACACCUAUGAUGAUGGCCCGGAGGAAACUGGACAAGACACCUUUAGCAGGGAGCCAUUUGUCGUAAUGUUCUCCUCCAAAAACACUGCUGUGAGAGACUUUACUCUGAUCCCCCAGCACACUUCCCCAGACUUAGCUGUUCGGGAGCUAAAUGCUCUCUAUGACGUGGUGUUAGAUGUCCGCGCUCGCUGGAACACCAAUGACAUUGUGCUGCUGGGUGACUUCAAUGCAGGUUGCAGUUAUGUGUCCGGGUCUGCCUGGCAGCAGAUCCGCAUCUUCACUGACAAGACUUUCCAUUGGCUGAUCACUGAUGCGGCCGACACUACCGUGUCGCAAACUGUCUGCCCUUACGACAGGAUUGUGGUCACAACGGACAUGAUGAGAGGAGUGGUGCAAAACAGUGCCAAGGUGUAUAACUACAUGACGGACUUGAAUCUCAAACAAGAUCUGGCGUUGGCUGUCAGCGACCACUUCCCCGUGGAGGUGAAGCUGAGUUAGGCUCGCGUUGCUUGAACCGUGACUUCCACAAGCUUUCCACACAUCGUGCUCAAUCUGCAGCCAGCACAAUGAUCAUUCAACUGGGGGACUACUGUCAACCACAGCUUCAUGAAAUGCAAAUGCACAAUAAAGCUACUAAAGAAAA